UUUCUUCGUUCACAAAUACUCAAUGUGUGAUGUUUUGGACCAAAUUAUGGCAUGAAUUUAACUUUCUGCUGAACAAAUAACGACAGAAUCUUACAAACGAAGGAUAAAUGUCAUUUCUGAAUGUGGUUAAAGGCUGAUUCACCCCAGAACAGUCCCAAGGCAUCGAUUUUUCGGUUUAUGAUGUUUAAGUGGUAAGAAAAUGGCCUUCACGACGAAUUAAACAAAUAAUUACGUUUGGAAUCGAGACUGAUAAAGCCCAGGAAUAUCACCUUAGUCGCAUUAUAUUCCCAAAUCACUACGAAGAUCAUGGCUUCAAAGUUAACUCAGUAAUCGAGAAAUCAAGAUUCGAUCAAAUGAGUGACUCCGGAGCACCGUUGCUUAACGACUAUAAACUAGACUUCUUCAAGAAACGGUUUCCACAAACAUUAUUAGGAGGAAUAAAACUUCGCCUUGGCUACGAUGCUCCUUUUUACGUGUAUUGUAACCAGGUCUUGGUAUUUCUGGUGCCUUUAUUGCUUGGUGGAGUACUGACGAUUAUUUCCGAGUAUGAAGUCUUAUCAUCUUCGAUCUGUUGCUAUGUGUAUGGAUGCUUAGUUACAUGUCUUGUACUGACCGCAAAUCUCGCUGUAUGGUUUACGAACAGACGAUAUACGAACGUCUCUAAAGUACAGCCUAAUCUCCUGGCUGAGGAAGAUGAAGUGGAGUUUGAGUCUUGCUGUGGACGUGAGACAUUCCAGUUUAUAUUUUCGACCAAGAAAAAUGCAGCAGAAAUCGUUAUUCAAGGAAUAUUUUCUGGAAUAUUAGGUGCAAUAAUGUUCCUUUACUUGCUACCUGUCAAUCUAAAUGAUCUCUAUGGCAACACCGCAGUAACUGUGAUUAUUUAUGGAUUUGGUUGGAUAGUGGUCUGUAUUGCACAGUAUUCCAUCAUUGCCACCCCUCCUCCAGAGCCAGCCAUAUUCAGACGACAUUUAUGGGUGGAUAUUGCCCCAUUCAUGCGACCAUUUUAUGUUUUGCUGUUUGGAAUUUCUGGCUUGAUAAUAGGGUCUCAUUCUACUCUCAUUCUUUUGAAUCAAGUUCUUCAUGCUGUUUUCCCAUUUUUACUUUUCCUGUGGACAUUUGGAACUCUCCCUCCACUGGAUGCCCUUUUUUCCUGGGUAACCGAGCAGCUCUUGGUAUUUAUUCUUGGUGGAUCUCCCAUGGCCACAGAUUUAAGGCUUAUUGUGAUGCUACUUAUAUCCAUGAUUCCUGCAAUUUUGGCCAUAUUUAUUCCCAGCCAUGUUGUUGUCAUUAUCCUCUCAAGCCUCUUUGGGUACAUCUUAAGUUUGGACAUAUUCAGCAUCGCUGCCUUGAUAAGAUCCAAGAUAACUAAUAAUAUCUCUCCCAAAAAACCAAGUGCCCAACAAUGGUCCAUAAAAGAAAUUAUAAUAACACUGACUCUGUUGGUCCUGGCUGUGACAUGUGGCAGUGUUGGUGUCGUUCUCUCUGAUAAAGUCACUUCAUUGGAUGGUUUUAGCUUAACAUUUUGUGUGCUGCUAUUUAUACUCAAGUGUAUGGGUGAUAUGCAAGGAGUCUAUAUCAUGGGGUUUGUGAGAAAUCCUUUGUACCCGAGAAGUAUAGAAUCGAGAACAAAUUUUGAUAAGAGAAAGAGAAGACUCAGAUACAUUGCCUUGGUGUACCACUUCUUGUUGUCAUAUGUGUGUCCUCUUUGCAUGGUAACUUUCCUUGGACUUGGACUUCAAUCACAAAGUACUGGAUUCUUGGCAGUCAUGACGGCUCUUGGUAUUGUGAGGGCUCUUAGACAGGUGUGGCAGAACACUUUCAACAGUCUUCUUGAUCUCUCCAUAGUGUGUGUCAUCAAUGCAUAUCUUGUAGCAUAUACUGCAACUUGGUGGAACAAUGCUGGCCUUGCAAUACAGCUUGUCUUGGUAGCUGUAUGCCGAGACAGACUCCAACAACUGUUCCAGAAGGUUGUUUUCAUGUCCAACCUUGCUGUGACUUCUUUUGGUCUCAAGAAGCAACGCCACAAAUCAAUUCCUACCAUUCUUAUUUUGUCAGUCUUCCUAUUUCCUAUAGUGUUAUCAGUGAUUCUAGUGAGUGCUGUCUUGUCGUCACCUCUUCUCCCAUUAUUUUGUCUUCCUUUGUUUGUCAUUGGGUUCCCUCGUCCACUUCGCUCAUGGCCUCAAGGAGGAGACACUGUUAUCUCGUCCGGUCCUGAUGCUGUUUACUACCAGCAAUUAACUCCAAAAGUAAUAUCCUCACUUAGCCAGUCCCUUGCAACAGGGUCCCUUGGGAGUAGACAAGCAGGAGACCAUUUCAUGCUGAGAUUCCAGGAUAGAUUAGUUUGGAUUCAUGUGUUAGAGUGUGGCUACCGGUAUUCCUGUGCUAUAGUCAAGGGACUAGAGAUGCAGGAGACGUCAUGUCAUACUGUUGAGGCUGCAAGGCUGGAUGAGGUCUUUGAAGCUGCAUUUGUACGUGAAGAUGAGCAAUCUAUAAUCUACUGUAACCCUUAUCCUUGGAACACUUUAAGACCUUGCGAUGUUGCUAAACUUGACUCGUAUUCUGAUGCCAGGAAUGUCCUAACUGGAAUUAUUGACCAGCCAGAAAAUUUACAGAAAGUCUCAGAGAAUUUCUUAAAAACUCUCAUUUGGGUGUUUAUCCAAGACCGCAAAAAUUCCAACAGGAAUGCUGGUGAAAGAAUGGCAACCAGAGAAAUGAAAAGUGGAAAAAUGAGAGGGGGAAGUACAACUAAUACUGAAAUAACUGUAGUCAGAAUGCCAAGUCGUGAUGGCAAUCAUGUUGAUAAUGUUAUGAUUACUUCUUCAGAAGCUAGGAAAACAGAGCCCGUAGCUUUGCCCAGAAGCAGCUCUUUACCUAGCAUCAAUGGAAGUAUCUGGUCUCAAGACAGCUUACUUGUUGGAAACAAUGUUUCUCCUAAGGGGCUCUCCCAAGUGAAGCAUGAAAACAAAGGGAAGGAUGUUGAUAGCUUGAAUUCCUUCGAACUUGAUGAACUUACUGCAUUUAGACCAGACAAAACUCAAACUCCUGAGUUUUCUUUUGGGGGAUUUCCAGCAGUUGAUACGGGCAAGAAAGCCACAAAGACUGGUGGAGAGUUUAGAGAAACUACUCUGAACACAAUCGAAGUUGAAGACACACAUGUCAAUAGCACAAAGACAAACACAUUCGUUGCUACCCCAUUCCAUUCUGAGACCUCAUACCAAUUAGACUUGCCUUUAAAAUGGAAGUCAGAACUGCCUCUCACGGACAAACAGUUAAAACCCAUCACUACAAAGUUUCCCCUGUCGUGGUAUCAACAUGUCCUAUAUAUUUCAGAAUUAAAUGCAAAUACUGACGAUUCCAUAGCAAGUGAUUCAGUACUGAUGGAAUGUUACGAGCAUUUAGUGUCUACAUGUUUUGCUUUAGUCGAGGUGUUGGGGUAUCCAGGGGCAUCUUCUUUCAGUUCAGGGCCUGUGCACCCAUUAAAGGUGUUUAGUGGGGAGAUUCCAUGGUCACUACAUUCAGACUGGUUGCAGAAGGAAUGUCAGCUUAUGGAUCUCGUCGUCAAGGCAUACAGGUAUGCCUUUAAGUUAAUGUAUGACGAGGCUGUUCUUGGUGAAGUAACAAGCCACGAGGAGUUAGCGGAAUAUCUGACAGAAUAUGAUAAUGAUUGGUACAUGGGUAAAGACACUGACGAGGACUGGGCAAGAGCAGUCAUUAACAAUAAACCCAACUUGUUUUCGCUUGGACGCAACCCAGAUGACGGAACUUACACCAGUCGGGUAUUAACAAAACAAGCAAUCCUUGCACCUGUUGGUCAUUUGAAUAGUGAAGCUGUUCGUGGCCAUUGGGCGUCAUUAGCUCUUGAAUUACUUUACUUCACCAAUGACGACGAAGAGAGAUACAGUAUUCAGGCCCAUCCUGUUCUCUUGAGAAACCUGACAAUACAAGCAGCCGACCCCCCACUUGGGUACCCUGUGUACUCUUCUGGACUUGUCUCUGUUCCUGUGCAUGUUUCUCCUUUGUAAGGAUUAUGAAUUUGGGUACCCUGUGUAAUUGUAUGGACUAAUCAAAUUCUGUUGGGUGCCCUGUGUAGAUCUGAAAAUAAAUAUUGUAACAUAUGAAGGACAUAUACCUCUAUAGAAAAAGAUGUAAAUAGUGUGAAAAGUUAUUGGCCAUAAAGAAAGCAUGAAAAGAUUCAAUAGACCACUUGCACCGACUCCCAAGAAGAAUUUUGUCCCCCAGAACAAUUCCUCUAGGACAUUAAUGCAAGGGAUCUAUACUCCAAUUUCAAGUUCUGUGUUGCUCAGGAUUAGCCUUGAUUUUGGGCAGAAUAUUCAUGUGUUCCAGUGAAGGUCCGUGGAAUUUCAAAGUGUUUGUCGUUUGUAUUGUUGAAGUUGUGCAUUCUUUACUUCACAGUACUGUAGUUGGUAUCUGUGAAUAAUUAAACACUGAUACAAGGCUAAGCCUGUGUGAAUGAAUCUGCACUCAAGGAACACAGCAGUAAUUUGGAACUUGAAACUGGUCUAUUUUAUCAUGGAAGAAUGUUUUCUGUAGUAACCUUCUCCAAAAGAAAAUGGAUGGGAGAAGAAACGAUUCUACUUCCACACUUUACUAAAAUAAAGCCUCAAUAACAUAUACUAUA
This is a messenger RNA of Actinia tenebrosa (Australian red waratah sea anemone), 4639 nucleotides long. RefSeq names its product pecanex-like protein 4. The record is from RefSeq and is a predicted model, not a curated record. Gene Ontology annotation, cellular component: membrane. Lineage: Eukaryota; Metazoa; Cnidaria; Anthozoa; Actiniaria; Actiniidae.